AUGACAAGAGAUGGAGAUGAGAUUGGAUUAAUACCCUGCCCAGAAGCCAGGUAUAACCGGAGCCCUAUAGUCCUGGUGGAAAACAAGCUUGGUGUGGAGAGCUGGUGUGUCAAGUUUCUUUUGCCGUAUGUCCACAAUAAACUUCUUCUCUACAGACAAAGAAAACAAUGGCUGAACAAGGAUGAACUGAUAGAUAUCACCUGCACGCUGCUGCUACUGAACCCAGAUUUCACCACUGCUUGGAAUGUAAGGAAAGAAUUAAUACUGUCUGGCACUUUAAAUCCACUUAAGGAUUUGCAUCUUGGAAAACUGGCAUUAACCAAGUUUCCAAAGAGCCCAGAAACAUGGAUUCAUAGACGAUGGGUGCUGCAACAACUAAUUCAGGAAAACUCCUUGCCCACUCUUGUGACUAAAGGAAAUUUGGAAGCAGCACCUGUGGAAAGAGUUCACCAACUAGUGCAGGAAGAAAUGGAUGUCUGCUCUGAAGCUGCUGGGAGAUAUCCAAGCAACUACAAUGCCUGGUCACAUCGCAUCUGGGUUUUGCAGCACUUGGGAAAGCUGACUGUCAAGGUUCUUCUUGAUGAACUUUCUUCCACUAAAUGUUGGGUGUCCACACAUGUUUCAGACCAUAGCGGGUUUCAUUAUCGCCAAUUCUUACUGAAGUCCUUGAUAGGCAGAACUGUGCCUGACAAUAAUAUACAAGUACAAAAACAAAUGGUAAAUGAGCAAAACUCUGUCCUUCAAAAGGAGGAGGAAAGUGAGGUGGCAGAGGCUGCCUAUGCAGAAGAACAGAGUGUUGAUCUUCCCCAUCAUCUAAAAGAAGAGUUAGAACUCUGCACUGAUUUGAUUGAUGCUUACCCAGGUCAUGAAACUUUGUGGUGUCAUAGAAGGCGUGUGUUCUACCUUCAAUACCACCUAAGCAACAGAAUUCCACUUCUACAUGUAGUGUUGUCAUCUCUGGACAGCAGUGAUGAAACUUUGAAUAAUUCACAAGCCAGUCUUGCGACCUGUCACAUGACACAGGCUAUGGAUGUUGAUGGUUUGAAUGAAUCCAGCAGCAAGCAAGGCUAUACCCAGGAAACAAAACGUCUGAAACGUGCCCCUGUGCAGGACUCUCUUGGCCCAGAAAUGGAAUACAGGUUCAUUGACAAAAUUUUAUCAACUUGCAGAGACGUGGAACAAGUCAGAUUUGCUACUGCAUACCGAAAAUGGUUAGUUACUUUCUUAGGUCAGUGAAGGAAAAGUUUAAAGCCUGCAGGGUUCUGCUUUUAGUGCAAUAUUCUCUUUUCAGACACAAAUGCAUGUCUUAAUUGCAAGUGGUAGCUAACUUUGUGGUUCUCACUCUUUUUCUGGUCAGUGCUAAGUUCAUUUUCAGAGUAGAUGUCUGUCACUUUAUUAAACAACUGACAUACCAUGUUGCUAG
Messenger RNA from Tinamus guttatus (white-throated tinamou), 1423 nucleotides. The record is from RefSeq and is a predicted model, not a curated record. NCBI's taxonomy places the organism in Eukaryota, Metazoa, Chordata, Aves, Tinamiformes, Tinamidae.